CACCCUCAUCUUCUGAUCUUUACCCUGCCUUCAUGCCGUCGUCCACGCCGUCUGCGCCAGCGGCCAACGGUGCACCAGACAGAAGCGACAUGUCGGCAUUCCUGAGGAGACAGCCCACUUUCACUGUUCUUCACCCACCUCUCCCGGACGACGUUGAGAAGGACAUGGAUCACGAGGAACACUUCAUGGACUCUAACACCGCCGACUUGCUCGCCGUCAUUGACGCUUGUCUCCACAACCUGCACGACGUUCGUCGCGCGCGCGACAUCUUCGAGCGUAUGCGCCAACAGAAGCCUGGCGAUCCAGCGCUCAGUGUGCGGCUAUUCAACCACUUCCUGCUCGCAUAUAUGGACAUGGGAUACACGAAAGAUGUACAAAAGAAGGAGAUUUGGGUAGACGAUUUCUGGUCGCUCUUUACGGUGUUGGAGAAACGGACUGAGAAGGUCGCGCCGUCAGCGUCGAGUUACGCGUUGGCUCUCUUAGCUUGGCACAGAUUUUCAUCCAAGGAAGACUCUCCCUUCUUUGUCGAGUUCGCCACGAAUCACACACCGGCUACCCUCCUCCGUCAAAUCGUCGACCGCGAAAUCCCUAUCUCCAUGGUCAUCGCUGACAAGGCUUUUACCUCAAGCGAAGAGGCCGAAACUAUCAUUCACGCCCUCUCCAGAGCUGCCGUAGAGCUCAAUCUUUCAAAAGUCGUGACGGAGCUCGGCAUGGCGGAGCAGUGGGGCAGCUCGAAAUAUGAUCCACUGGCAGACGUUCCCGAAGUGAAGCCUGUGUUGGUGACGAAAAAAAAGGCUUUGGAAGGUAUGCUCGACGGCAAAUCAAAGUCGCUAGAUGUGGACGAGGAGCAGAACGCCUCCGAUACCGAAGUCCCCUUCAACCUCGAUAUCCUCCGAAAGCAUCUUACCAACGUCCAACUCGCCCGUCGUGUCCUCCCCGACGACGUCACCGCACGCCAAAAGCUCCUCGAAGAAUCCGUCUACGACGUCGCCGUAGAGCGUCUGAGACGACAGGCCGAGCUCUUUGAGCAGUUGAACUUGACAGACGGGCAGCUCAACCAGUCGGACCUGCAGCACUGGAUGUGGAACUGGCACAAAAGGCUGAGGGAGAGGUUGACUCGGGAUAUCACGGCGGUCUUGGCGGAGGAGGAUCGGGUGCCUACUGGUGCGAGGCCAAAAGGAUAUGCGGACGCCUUUAGCCGUCUAGGUCCUUUCCUGAGCCUCCUCAAGCCCGAGAAACUCUCUCUUAUAGUUAUUCUUGAGGUCAUGCGUCUUCAAUCUUCCGGUGGAAUCUCCGGCGGCAUGAAGACGACUCGCGCUCUCCUAUCCGUCGGUAUGGCCGUUGAGCACGAGUACAAGGCCGAGAUGUGCAAGAAGAACAAAAUUCAAAUGCCCACUGUCGGCACCCGCGAAACGUCUGGCUUCUUCUCCAAGUUCUCCUACAACGACCUGCACGCGCGUCGCGUCACUGCACGCCGGUACAUGGAAGACGGAGAGGAAUGGACGUCUCAGUGGACGCAGCCCGUUCGUAUCAAGGUCGGUAGCUUCCUCGUCGAUCGUUUGAUGGAGUGCGCCAUGGUCGAACGGACGGCUCCGGAUCCAAAGAAUCCGGGAAAUAUCUUGCGGGAGGAGCAGCCGGCCUUCUUCCAUUCGUAUGAAUAUAUCAGAGGAAAUAAGUUGGGCGUGUUGAAGUUGAACCAGGUGGUACAGGAGAAGUUGGGGAGGGAUGGCGUGAGGGAGACGUUGCAUCCGCGUCACUUGCCAAUGUUGGUGAAGCCGAAGCCAUGGUUAAACUACAACGACGGUGGUUAUAUCUAUAACAAAUCCCUCGUCAUGCGGUUCAAGGAGUCUAAGGAACAGGAGACGUAUCUCAAGCACGCCUCAGGGGUGGGCAACGUCGAACUUGUCUACGCAGGUCUCGACGUACUCGGAUCUACGCCUUGGAAAAUCAACCGAGGUGUCUUCGAUGUCGUUCUCGAAGUUUGGAACUCUGGCAAGGGGCUGUGCAAGGUCCCUUCAGCGGCCUUUGAAGAGCCAGAACCGGAGAGGCCAGCGAACAUGGAGGUCGACCAGAACGGGAGAACGAUCUAUCUUACGCGUCUCCGUGCUUGGACGCAAGCCAAGGCGAAUCACCACUCGGAUCGAUGCAGUGUCAACUAUAAGAUUGAGAUUGCUCGUGCUUUCAUCGGCGAUACCUUCUACCUCCCACACAACCUGGACUUCCGUGGCCGAGCAUACCCCCUUCCACCGCAUCUGAACCACAUCGGUAACGAUCUCUCCCGUGGCCUUCUUCUCUUCGGCGAGUCCAAGCCUCUCGGAGCUCGCGGCUUGCGCUGGCUCAAGAUCCACUUGGCGAACUUGUACGGAUACGACAAAGCCACCUUCGACGAGCGUGUCGAAUUCGUCCAUGAACGACUUGACGAGAUCUACGACAGCGCAGAUAACCCGCUUACCGGCCGUCGUUGGUGGAUACAGGCCGACGAUCCUUGGCAGUGUCUCGCGACUUGCAAGGAGUUGAAGGCCGCGCUCACUUCGCCGGAACCUGAGGCGUAUGAGUGUUCGCUCCCGGUACAUCAGGAUGGUACUUGUAACGGGUUGCAGCAUUAUGCUGCACUUGGUGGUGAUGCUGCCGGUGCUCGUCAGGUCAACCUCGAUGUUGCGGAUCGACCUUCGGAUGUGUACACGUAUGUGGCGAAUAUGGUGGAGGAUUUGUUGAAGGCGGAUGUUGUUGCUGGGAACAGGUUUGCGCAGAUGUUGUCAGGCAGAGUAGCUAGGAAGGUGGUCAAACAGACGGUCAUGACAACUGUGUAUGGUGUGACGUUCAUCGGGGCAAGAGAACAGAUCGAGAAGCAGUUGAAAGAUAGCCCGUACGUACCCAAAGAGGACGCAUACAUGGCUGCUGCCUACCUCGCCAAGAAGGUGAUGCUCGCCAUCGGUGAUCUCUUCUCCGGCGCUCAGUCCAUCAUGAACUGGCUUACCCUCUCCGCCCGCCUCAUCGCCAAAUCCGUCCCGGAAGACCGACUGAACGCCGCCAUGCAACCCUACGAGCCCAAAUUCAAAUCGAAGAAGAAUGCCGCGGUGGCCACCAGGCUGCAGAAGGAGCAGAUGACUUCCGUUGUUUGGACGACACCGCUGGGAUUGCCUAUCGUACAGCCUUACAGGAAGAUCAAGCGAAAGCAGAUCAUGACGAGCUUGCAGACGGUGUUCAUCUCGGAUCCGAAUGUUCCUGCUAGUGUUGAUUCGAACAAGCAGGCCACUGCGUUCCCUCCGAAUUUCAUCCAUAGUCUGGACGCCACCCACAUGCUGUUGACCGCUCUUGAAUGCCGGACCCAAGGACUCGCUUUCGCCUCCGUCCACGACUCUUACUGGACUCACCCCUGCGACAUCGACCAAAUGUCAGGCAUCAUCCGGGACACCUUCAUCGCCCUGCACUCUUCCGACGUCCUCGCCCGUCUCGACACCGAAUUCCGCGAACGCUACAAAGGCUACAAAGUCCCUGUGAUUUCCCUUCGUACCAUGCAGAUGAUGAAGUCGCUCGGUAUCAGCGAUAACACGUCUGAUGCGCUCGCUGCUAUCGAGGGCGCUGACGAGGAUGAGUUGGCUGGGAAGGCGGCGGCGACGUUCAAGGUGGGCGUGCAGCCAACCGCUGCUGCUGCGUUGACGUCGAAGGGGACGUCGAAGAGACGCAGGAAGGCGGCGGCGGCUGAGGAGGAGGAUGAGGAGGCAGAAGAGGCCGAAGAGGCAUUGAUGGAUGCGGAUGAAGAUGUGGACGAAUCUGAGGACCCGUCUGUCGAGCUCGGAGGGUCGGAGAAUGGGGAGCACGCCUUCGCCGCUGGAUCGGACCCUGCGUCGUCGACGGCGAUGUCCAAAGCCGACCUGAAGAAGCUGAUCGCGCCGGGAAGCGGUGGGAAGCGGAAAGGACGAAAUACGUUGUCUGAGAAUCAGGCUUUGGCGGCGGCUGGGGAGAAGAAGAGAAAGGAGAUGGGCAUUGCUUCGUUCGAGGGGAAGUUUGUGGACCUGACGGCGUUGUUGCCGCCGUUGCCGAAGAAGGGAGAGUUUGAUGUGAGCAAGAUCAAGAGUUCGCUUUAUUUCUUCUCGUAAGCGGAGAACUCUCCGCUCUUCGUCGGCUUCCCUUUGCUGGGUCUUGCAUUGCGUGGCUUUGCUACCAAUUCUUCAUUUCAUAUACUCGCUCCUGCUGUUUCUUUUGUCGUUGACCCAUCCAUCUGUUCAUCGUGCUUUCUCGCUACCCUACGUUACGCAUGCAUAGCCCCCCUCGUCCAUAGCUCGUCUCUCGUCAGUCACUUACUCUGCCGCCCAUCGAACCACACCAACCUCGACCAUGGUCUCUUUUAUUGUAUCUACCUACCGUACAUGCAUCUUUUCCACUUACUCGAUCGUCGCACCGGCUCCUACGCAACGCAAGCCCCCUCUCACGCACACAUCGCACAACACGCUUAGUACUAAUCCCCCUUCUGCUCGACUUAUUGUAUUUUUCGCCCUAUUCGUUUCUUUCUUUUUGCGCUGUCCUCCGUGGGCCUGCACCCACCUCGUCCAUCUUCAGGCUGCUCUGCGGUAAGUGCGGUUGCUUUGCUUUGAUUGUCUGUCGACAUAGUAGAUAUAGUUACGCUUUCAUGCAUACGGUGCUUGGCUUGGAAUAGACAGCAUUUGCAUGGUUGGGUUUACUCCUCCACUCUUACUCAAUGCCAAACAAGUG
Stereum hirsutum FP-91666 SS1 is the source of this 4713-nucleotide messenger RNA. Its product is annotated as DNA/RNA polymerase. The record is from RefSeq and is a predicted model, not a curated record. Gene Ontology annotation, molecular function: DNA-directed RNA polymerase activity; mitochondrial promoter sequence-specific DNA binding. Gene Ontology annotation, biological process: mitochondrial transcription. Bases 33 to 4100 code for a protein of 1355 amino acids. Gene Ontology annotation, cellular component: mitochondrial DNA-directed RNA polymerase complex. The transcript has 10 exons. Lineage: Eukaryota; Fungi; Basidiomycota; Agaricomycetes; Russulales; Stereaceae.